Messenger RNA from Lampris incognitus (smalleye Pacific opah), 4223 nucleotides. Its product is annotated as TBC1 domain family member 10B. The transcript is spliced from 14 exons. NCBI's taxonomy places the organism in Eukaryota, Metazoa, Chordata, Actinopteri, Lampriformes, Lampridae. The coding region runs from base 81 to 2636 and encodes 851 amino acids. The record is from RefSeq and is a predicted model, not a curated record.
GCUCCCCGCCCGUCGACCGGACUCAACUGUCGGCAAACUCGCAGUCUAUCCAGGUGACCGCUCAAUAUGGAUGGAAGAGAAUGAGAGUAGAGGAUUUACUUUUUUUGCCAGCACAGCGCAAAGGAGAAGUCGCACCGAAAGAUUUUGACAUGAAGAAGGACAUAGAGACGUUGAUUGCAGAGGAAAGGGCAGACAUCAUCUCUAAAUAUGACAAGGGCCGGCAGGAAGGCGUCAACAUUGACCCUUGGGAGGACGCUGACUAUAGCAUCUACAAGGUCACAGACCGAUUUGGCUUCCUGCAUGAAGAAGAACUGCCAACACCCAGCGCUGUUGAAGAGAAGCAAAAGCAGCAGGAGAUAGAGCGAGUAGAGAAAUGGCUUAAGAUGGUGAAGAAAUGGGACAAGUAUAGGAACAGUGACAAGAUGGUGAAGCGUGUGUACAAGGGUAUCCCUCUCCAGUUUAGAGGCCAGGCCUGGGCCUUGCUUUUGGAUGUGGACAAGGUCAAACAGGACAACAAAGGGAAAUACGAGAAAAUGAAGCAGCAGGCUCGUAACUUCUCCACAGAGAUCAAGCAGAUAGACUUGGACGUGAAUAGAACCUUCAGGAACCACAUCAUGUUCAUGGAUCGCUUCGGGGUCAAGCAGCAGGCAUUGUUUCAUGUCCUAGCAGCCUACUCUGUCUACAACACGGAGGUGAGCUAUUGCCAGGGGAUGAGUCAGAUUGCUGCCAUGCUGCUCAUGUACCUGAAUGAAGAGGACGCCUUCUGGGCCCUGUCUCAGCUCCUCACCAACAGCAAGCAUGCAAUGCACGGGUUCUUCAUCCCGGGGUUUCCCAAGUUGCAACGUUUCCAGGCUCACCACGAGCAGAUCCUAUCCAAAAUGCUGCCCAAGCUAAAGAAACACCUGGAGAAAGAGCAGAUGACGACGGGAAUAUACACCACUAAAUGGUUUCUGCAAUGUUUCAUUGAUAGGACACCUUUCACACUCACUCUACGUUUAUGGGACAUCUACAUUCUGGAGGGAGAGAAGAUACUGACUGCCAUGGCUUACACUGCCCUCAAAUUACACAAGAAGCGUCUCCUCAAACAUCAAUUGGAAGACCUCAGGGAGUUUCUUCAGGAGUAUCUGGCUGUCUCUUUCGUCAUGCCUGAUGAUGUGGUGGUGGAGCAACUCCAGGCUGCCAUGUCUGAGCUACGCAGUAAGAAACUGGACCUGCCUCCUCCAGCCAAAUCAGAGGAGCUGCCAAAGAGAGCCCUGGGCCAGGAGAGGCAGGUUCAUCAAUUGCCACUUCAACCUGACUCGACAUUGCAGGCCAAAAUGAGUCUUGAGCCCCAAAACCAGCCACAUAAAGAGGCCCAACAACCAGAUGGAAUCCCCUUACAUCAGACUCCUUCUCCUGGGGACCCCCAGGACUCUCAAAGCCUCCCCGAGGCCCUCACCUGUCUCGCACCCUCCCCAGAGUCAAUUGUAGUGCACACACAAGCACCUCCCUCCGUUGAAGGUCUGAAGCCUUGCAGAAAACCUCCAGUGCCACUGAAGGCCACUAAAAAGCUCCAUGCAGAUGAAGGGGUGGUAAGUGACAUGGUGAGGUGUCCAGGUGUGAGCCAGGCAGAGGACAGAAGAAAAGAGGACACACAGCCUAGAGGCAGAGAGACCCAGCAGGAGCCUAUGGACUGGCCUCCUCCCUAUGAGCCCCCUCCUUUUGAUGUUCUUGCUAUGCAAAUUGAUGAUGAGAUGCUAGACCUCCCAGAUCUACCCCCUCCACCAUUCUGCUGUGGUGAGAAGAACGAUCAAACAGCUGUGGUCUCUGAAUCACGCUGUGUAGUGUUGGGGACCAGUCCAAAGACAAAUCCAUGCUCUUCCACAUUUGGGUCUGAAGGCCCCCCUCAGGUAAAGCUGUCUCCAAGUCAGUGUCCAAAACCACCCAUGUCUCGGUCCGCCCUCUCCCCUGCCUUUGCCUCUUCCUCUCUAUCUUCCGUCCCCAGAGUCCCUCCUCUGAAGCCAAGCAAGUUCCCAGUCUCUCUCUGUGUGCCGGGUCCCACAGGCACCAGGCGGCCAUCCAACACCUCUCAGUAUGACAACCUGUCUGAGGCCGAUGAGGAUGAACGCUGCCUGGAGAGGAGCCUGGGGCUUGCCUCCACCCCUGAAGAAACCUCAGAGAUGUACAGCAAGCCCCCUUCAUUGAACAUAGACAGAGACUAUGACCCUACCCUGUACCCUCUCCCUCCUCCACCCAUAUUCAUCCCUCCACUCCGAUCUCCUCUUUCUCCGUCUCAUUGUGUUCUCCCCAGCUUGCCUCAGGAGCCAGAGUAUGAAGGCGAACACAGCUGGGUAGAGGACUCCAUUAUCCCACCACCUCCGCUUUGUUUUGCAGACAGACUCACCCCCUUCCAGUGUGGCUCCCCUAGCCCUUCAGAGACAUGCAAAGUCACCUCAUCCAGCUACUCCCAGCCUUUCUCCCGGGGCCCCAGAAACCACUCGGCCUUCCCAGCCCCACUGCUAUACACUGGGUCUCCCCCAGGCCAUUCCAGGUCCUCAGGACAGCCAGUGAUAGGUGUGCCCUUAGUUCGAUCCAGCCCAGACUUUUGCAGGAUGCAUCCAGGAGGACAGCAGCUGCCUAAAUCGGUGACCUUUUGAGGUUUCCAGGACAUUUAAGAUGUUUAUUUGGGAAAUGUUUUAAAAAAAAGUUUCUUUUUGUGAACGGACCUUUUUUCAUUCACAUGUACAGCUUUUUUUUUUUUUAAUGUUUUUGCACCUUUUACCAGGGGCAGUUUAACUUUUGUAAAAAUGUUCACUUGAAUUCAAAUUGUAUUUAAAACUGCUGUCUGUCUUGCCAUUUGCUGCACAAAUAGUGUGUUAGAAUGGUGGUUUUUGUUGAUGUGUAUGAAAAAAGUUUGGUCAUGACUAGGAUCAAAUAUCCAUACAGAUAGAAUAGGUCAAUCUAGUAGCCCAUUGUUUCAACAAAGUGGUCUCCUGUUUAAUUUCUCCUGUUACAACAAAGUGUCUUAACCUGACUGCAAUGCACUAAAGGAUAACAACUUUAACUCAAGGGCUUUUGAGAUUUUCAUAUAAGUUAGUCUUUUAUAGAAGCACCCAAAGCCUAUACAUUUAUACCAGUUCUGUAUUUAUGGUUAACCGUGAGCAGGCUCACGCAUCUUAGCAAGACAGUAUGUGAAACCAACAUAAAGUAUACUUUCUGCAUCUUUAAAGCCCACUGAGGCACAUUUGUAAUUUUUGAUAAUAGGCUAUACCAAUAAAAUUGACUUGAGUUGACUUAUAGUUGGGUCCGCGGUGGUGUAGCGGUCUAAGCAUCGGCUUUGUGUCGAUGCAGUUGCCCACUGGGGACUGGGGUUCGCGCCCCGGUCUCGUCAGAUCCGGCUAUGGCCGGAUUCCAUGAAGCAGCAAUAAUUGGCAACGCUGUCUUCGGGGAGGGGGGGCGGAGUCGGCUUGUGUUUGUCACAUGAAUGCGUCUUUGGGUGUGUUGGAAAAAGCAGUGACACAGCGACAGAAGUGACGAGGCAUCUCCUUCCGAGACUGCCGGCCGGAGAGAUGCAGUUGGCGAACGCAUGCAGUACGAGGGUGGGUGUUUGAACUAAAAUGGGGAUUGAUUGGCCACUAAAUUGGGAGAAAAAGGGAAAAAUCAGAAAUAAAUUUAUAAAAAAGAAUUGACUUAUAGCACAUAACCAUUGGUAGGAAGUCUGAUUUGUGUAUUCUAGACCAAAGCAGUUUUGCAUGCAGACCCUGAAAUGAAUUGAAUAUAUUUACCACCACAAGCAGGGCAAGCUUUAUCUCUCUUUGAUAGUCAUGGUGCAAUAGUUCACUGAUGUAUGCACUGGAGCAUGUGUCAUUCAUGUGGGUCCCGGUCUAUUUUGUAUUUGUGUUCCAAGCAGCCAACAUUGGGUAUAUUGUAGGAAUUGUGCUGAAUCAUUGGGGUUUUUUUUUUUAAACAAAAUAUUACUACCCAUUUAAUUUCUGAGAAAUGUAUCAAUGUUACUUAAAUCCAUUUGAUCUGUGACUUCACAGCAAUAAUGUACUGUAUAUACGUUAUUAGCAUUUAUGUACAUGUAUGUUCAGCGGCUGAUAUAACUGAAAUAUAAGGUUAAUAUAAGGAUUUGAUUAACGCAGUUAUUGGCGGUGACUCAAAUGCAAGUCUUGUCUACAAAGUUAGUUCAACUAUACCACGUUUAUGUUGAGUUGCUCCACCUAGUGGUUAAAGCUGGUAGG